Rubroshorea leprosula is the source of this 4001-nucleotide messenger RNA. NCBI's taxonomy places the organism in Eukaryota, Viridiplantae, Streptophyta, Magnoliopsida, Malvales, Dipterocarpaceae. The record is from the annotation of a GenBank genome assembly.
GCUGCUUAUAUCUGAUUCUACCUUCAGCCUCUCAUAUUCCUUAACUUUAAUUUGAUUUUAUCAAACUAACCUUGCUGAUUGAUCCCCUCUACCAUCGUUAUUACCAUAUUUACUCUGAUUCGACCUUCAGCCUCUCGUUUUCAUUCACUCUCAAACUAGUUACCGUUUGCAUCUAAUUCUACCUUCAGCCUUUCAUAUUUCUUCAGUUUGGUUCUCUCAAACUAAUCUUGCUGCUGCUUGAUCCUCUUCAAAUUUCGAUUUUCUUGAUCACCAUUUCGUUUGUUCUGCUUCUCCCAAGUCGUUCUUUUCCUUAUCUGAAAAAUCUCUGCUUAUUUCUGUUCCUCAUAUCACAUCCCUUCAAAAAAAUUACGUCCUUUCUCUUCUAUUCUCUCCAACUGUUUUCUCACUUAUACUCUUUUAACAUUUGAUUCAUUUAGCUUUUCUCUUGUUGCACAUAUAUUUUCUCAACCUCCCUAAAAAAAAAAAAAAAAGAAAAAAAAAAGGAAAAAAGAAAAAAAGGGGAGGAAAACAGAAUUAGAAGAUGGCCCAGUAUGGUACUGCUGUUGCUACUGCUGUUGUUGGCAAAGUUACAGAGAAGUUGUUUGAUCGAAUUUUAAAGCUAAUAUGGAGCCCAAUCACUCGCGUGUUCAAGUGGAAGGCAAACAUCAGGAAUCAGACGAAAAAACUUGGGGAGCUGAAGGAUGAAAGCAAGAGGGUGCAGCAGUUUAUUGACGCUGCUGAAAGAAGAGGAGACGAGGCUGGAUCGAAUGUCAAAAAUUGGCUGGAUAGAGCAGACAAGUUCAUUGGAGAGAUGGAGAAGUUAGGGGAUGACGAAGCCAACGCGGAGAAGAAGUGUUUUGCUGGAGUUUGUCCUAAUUGCAAGGCCCGUUACCAAAUUAGCAAGAAAGCAGAGGAGAAUCUGGAGGCUAUUGCUCAACUCUUGAAAGAAGCUGCUAAAUUCAAGAUCCCAGAUUCCUACCGCGCUCCUGCACGGGCAAAAUAUGCAACACCAGUUGAAGGUUUUGUGGACUUUGGUUCAAGAAACUCUGCUUUGAGUGGUAUUAUGGAGGCCUUGAGAAGUGCUACUGUUCACAAGAUAGGCCUGUAUGGGAUGCCUGGUGUCGGCAAGACCAUGUUAGCCCAAGAGGUUGCCAGGCAAGCUACAGAAGCCCAGUUGUUUGAUGAAAUAGUUAUGGUUUCUGUGAAGAAGAAUCCAGAGCUGAAAAGAAUACAGGGAGAAAUUGCAGAUCAAUUAGGUGUACAGCUUCAAAGGGAGACUGAAUCUGGAAGAGCCGAUCAACUAAAGGAGUAUUUAAAGAAAAAGAAGAGGAUUCUUGUGAUUUUAGAUGAUAUCUGGACGAGGCUGGAUUUGGAUGGACUUGGAAUUCCUUUUGAAGACAAAAAGAAUGACGCAAGUUUAAUUGGAGAAGAAAAGAUGCAAUGCAAGAUUCUGCUCACCUCUAGAGAUUUCAAUGUUUUAUCAAGUAUCAUGCAUACUCAUACAGAUUUCCCACUUGGCCCAUUAGAAGAUGAAGAACCAUGGGAGCUUUUUAAGAAGAUAGUUGGCCAUGAAAUUGAGAAGCCUGACUUGCGACUUACCGCACUGGAGAUUGCCAAAGAAUGCGCUGGGUUGCCCCUGGCUGUUGAAGUGCUUGGAAAUGCAUUGAAAGGUAGGCCUCCUCAUGCGUGGAGAGAUGCUCUGCGAGAACUGCAAAGGCCCUCACCAGCCAAUUUCGAAGGCCUGUUGGGACGCAAUGCUUCUAUUGAAGACUUGAUUAGAGUUGGUGUCGGCUUGGACUUAUUCCAUAAUGUCAAGACAAUAGAAGAAGCACGAGACAGAGUACAAACAUUGGUUAGUGAUUUAAAAUCUUAUUCUUUGUUGCGUGAUGCUCAUAGCAAUAUUCAAUUUGAUAUGCAUGAUAUUGUCCAUGAUGUCACUGUAUCAAUUGCCUCAAGGGACCACCACUUCAAAUCAUUCAAGGAUGACCAUGUACCGAAUUGGGAGGAAUUGAGAAGUUUCAAAUGGAUUAGUCUAGAGAAUGUUGAUAUUGGUGAGCUCCCCGAUCAGUUGGAAUGUCCGCAGCUUACCUUAUUCUUUUUGAGCAGCAAGGAUCCUUGUAAGAAAAUUCGAGAAAACUUGUUUUUGGGAACUCAAGAACUUAGAGUCUUGAGUUUCACUAAUAUGCAUCUCUCAUCCUUACCUUCAUCUCUUUGCCUUUUAAAAAACCUUCGUACAUUACUCAUUAAUGGAAGUGUUUUAGAAGAUGUGGCUCUUAUUGGGAAAAUGGUUUGUUUGGAAGUCCUAAGCCUUUCAGGAUGUGAUAUUGGAGAAUUGCCAAUGGAGAUUGGACAGCUAACCCAGCUAAAGCUCUUAGAUUUGAGUGAUUGUAUCAAACUCAAAGUGAUUCCACCACGUGUUCUAGCAAGUUUGUCAAGACUAGAAGAGCUAUAUCUCGGAAACAGCUUUGAUCAAUGGGACAUUGUGGGAGAAAAUGGAAAUCAAAGAAAUGCUGGCCUCAGUGAGUUUAAGGAUUUGAGUAACCUUGCUGCUUUGGAUAUACAUGUAUGUGAUGUUCACCUUAUACCAGAAGGCUUCUUUUCUCAAAGAUUGGAAAGAUACAAGAUCUUCAUUGGAGAGGUGGGGAACCGCUGGGAUAGUUCCUUCAACAGCUCAAAAAUAUUGAAGCUGCAACUGAAUACAAGCAUUAGUUAUGAUCAUUCAAUUGGCAUGUUGAUGAAGAAAACAGAAGAACUACAUCUUGAGGGAUUGAAAUCUAUCAAUCAUGUAGUUAAUGAGUUAGAUGCUGAAGGUUUUCAAGAAUUGAAGUAUCUUUAUGUCCAAAAUGCUCUUGAAGUCAAACAAAUCGUUAACUCAGUAGAGUAUGCAUUUCCCAUCUUGGAAGUACUUUUUCUUCGGAAUUUGAGUAGUUUGUUGAAGAUAUGCCAUGGCAGCCUUGGAGCAACGUCUUUUAGCAGAUUAACAACCAUAAUUCUUGAAUGUUGUAAUCAGCUGAAGAGUUUGUUUCCAUUCUCUGUGGUUAGACAGCUUCUUCAACUCAAAGAAAUUGGAGUAAUGGACUGUAGCAACAUGGCAGAGAUUGUUGAUGAAGAAGGGCAAGGAGGCAACUCAAAUAUUGCAGAAGCAAAUCAAAACUUUGAGCUUGUCCAGCUACGCUCCUUGAAAUUGCAACGUUUACCAAACUUCAUCAGAUUAUGGCAUGGAAAUGAAGAAAUAAAUGAUACAAGCUCCAACCUCACACCACUUUUCCAUGAAAAGUUGAAGUCUGUGGGAGUUGCAAAUUGUCCGCAGCUCCGACAUAUGUUUCCAGUUUUAGUGGUUAUGGGCCUUCAACAACUUGAAGAGUUACAUUUAGCCAAUUGUGGGAUAGAAGAGAUAUUUGAAAUUGGGGAUUUAGACAACAAAGAGGCACAUGUAUUCAGUUUGUUGCAGUUGAAGUCUGUGAGAAUUGCAAAUUGUCCAAAGCUCCGACAUAUGUUUCCAGUUUCAGUGGUUAUGGGCCUUCAACAACUUGAAGAGUUACUAAUAGCCGAUUGUGGGAUAGAAGAGAUAUUUGAAAUUGGGGAUUUAAACAACAGAGAGUCACAUGUAGUAAGCAUCCCAUUAAGAGAAUUGUAUAUUAUGAAUCUACCAAGAUUGAAGAAUGUGUGGACAGAGGAUCCCAAAGGAAUUCUCACCUUUUUGAAGUUGAAGUCCGUGAGAGUUAUGAAUUGUCCAGAGCUCCAAUAUAUGUUUCCAGUUUCAGUGGCUUCGGGACUUCAACAACUGGAAGAGCUAUGGUUAAGCAAUUGUGGGAUUGAAGAAGUUGUAGCAUUCGGUGGAUUAGACAAAGCAGUUCAUAUGUUUGAGUUUCCAAGUUUAUCUACACUUCAGCUGUCCUCUCUAUCAAAACUGAAAUAUCUGUCAAUGAGGGGGACCGACGAAUCCUUCCUCGCAAGUAAACAAGGUUAGGGUUCUAUCUGAAUAAAAUUUAAUAUACCUA